AUGGACAUUUCACCUUAUAUCCAACAUGAAAUGGUGAUUUUUGGCUGGCAGUCCGUUCUCUAUAGCGGCUUUUUGAUGUUGCGAAUUGCUUUAUAUGUUCUAUUGGAGAUAUGGGAUAAGUUUUGUUUUUUGGUUGUUUUAGCAGUUAAAUCUGAGGCACCGGAUAAGGCGCCUGCGAAAAAUGGAUCAAGCUUCAAUCAGCUUCUUGGUAUUAAAGGAGCUGCCCAAGAAUCAGUGAGUGAACUUCAGCUUUAUUGCUUUUUGUUUCCAUUCUCUGAUUUGGAUUUGAAGUUUGACUUCAAUUUUCGUUGCGGAUGGAUAGGAAAUUUCCAUUGGAACGUUGAGGAUGUUGCUAAAUCAAUUUUGUGCAUGAUGAUGUCUGGCCCAUUCCUGACAGGAUAUACACAGACCCUGAAUGAUUGGUAUGACCGAGAAAUUGAUUCAAUAAACGAACCUUAUAGACCAAUUCCUUCUGGUGCAAUAUCUGAGAAUGAGGUAAUAACUCAAAUAUGGGUGCCGCUACUAGGAGGUCUUACCACGGCCGGUAUAUUGGAUAUAUGGGUGGGUACUCGCUAAACAAUUACAGGUUCC
Messenger RNA from Medicago truncatula (barrel medic), 591 nucleotides. RefSeq names its product chlorophyll synthase, chloroplastic. Gene Ontology annotation, cellular component: membrane. NCBI's taxonomy places the organism in Eukaryota, Viridiplantae, Streptophyta, Magnoliopsida, Fabales, Fabaceae. The transcript is spliced from 5 exons. The record is from RefSeq and is a predicted model, not a curated record. Gene Ontology annotation, molecular function: transferase activity, transferring alkyl or aryl (other than methyl) groups. Bases 1 to 576 code for a protein of 191 amino acids.